This is a messenger RNA of Parathielavia appendiculata, 1104 nucleotides long. RefSeq names its product HIT-like protein. The transcript is spliced from 6 exons. Gene Ontology annotation, biological process: nucleotide metabolic process. Lineage: Eukaryota; Fungi; Ascomycota; Sordariomycetes; Sordariales; Chaetomiaceae. Gene Ontology annotation, molecular function: catalytic activity. The record is from RefSeq and is a predicted model, not a curated record. Bases 474 to 887 code for a protein of 137 amino acids.
CUUCAUGGUGGUAUAUUGUGGUGGUUAGAAGAAUGGCAGGUGUCGCGUGGGAGCGCGACUCGCGUUUUAAGUGAUGUGGGUUGGCCGGAGACUUCUGACCCUCACUGUACGAUGGCGGGGUAUCAAGCCCGGAUUCAGCAGCUGCCGCCCGCAGACGGUUGGCCUUCAGUCUCACUCCAACGCUCAAGAAUCGAUGCGUUACUGAAAAAAAUGUAGGAGAGGCACGAAGGUACACUGGUUGAUUACUGAAGAUGUUGGUAUAAUUAGGUGGCCAAAGAAAAGGCAUGGUUUCGAGCUGGACAGAGCAUGGUCUUGAAGCCGGGUAUAGUUCCCGGCCCCGCCUAGUUUACAAUCCGUCCCGUCUGAACCGCGCAUGACUCCAACUGGAUAUUCGCAUCGUCGAAUACCUCAGGUAGCCUCUGUCGGAUUGACCUCCUUCCAGCCAAUCGUCACCGUAUCUAGUCAACCUUCCUAUGGCGAACAAGAUGGCCUCCUGCAUUUUCUGCAAGAUCAUCAAGGGCGAAAUCCCCUGCUUCAGGCUCGCCGAAACUGAAAAGACGCUCGCCUUCCUCGACAUCAACCCGCUCAGCCAGGGCCAUGCCCUCGUGAUCCCCAAAGUCCACGGCGAGAAGCUGACCGACAUCCCCGACGACCACCUGACCGACAUUCUGCCCAUCGCCAAGAAACUCGCCCUGGCCACGGGCGCACACGAGUACAACAUUCUGCAGAACAACGGCCGUGGGGCGCACCAGGAAGUUGGGCAUGUACAUUUUCACAUGAUCCCCAAGCCCAACCCCCAGGAAGGUCUCGGCAUCAGCUGGCCGCAGCAGAAGACCGACAUGGACAAGCUCAAGGCGCUGGCUGAGGAGAUCAAGUCCAAGAUGUAGAUGUCGAGCGGGAGUAGGUUGGUUGGUUUGUAUUGAGGUGAGGUGUAUCCUAGACUAGGUAUGCUCAAGUGCUGAACAGGGGCCGCUACACCCUCUGGCUAAAGGUAGUCGGUCAACCGCCAGUGCAUCAAUGGUGGCCUUGAUACUGCCUGACUCCGUUGAUUUGCAGCGUAAACAUAACAAUUCCUCUUUAAACCCAGCGUCGAGCCGUGCUAUC